Symbiodinium necroappetens is the source of this 1861-nucleotide messenger RNA. The record is from the annotation of a GenBank genome assembly. Lineage: Eukaryota; Dinophyceae; Suessiales; Symbiodiniaceae.
GAUUUUGGAGAUCGUUGCUUCUCUUCUUUCGAGUGUCGCAUCGGUUCUUGAGGGCAAGAAGCUUCUUCUUUUGCGCAAAGUGGCUGCCUCGAUGGGGUGGCCGGACGAGGCUCUUCAUGAUGAGUUGGUUCGUGGUUUUCGCAUUACAGGGCUGCAGGACGCAAGUGGUGUCUUUGGCCUUGAUCCUCGUCCGGCUUCGGGUACCAAGGAGGAUUUGCUGAAGCAGUCAAAGCAUCUUAGGCCGGCUUUGUGGGCCAAGAUCAAGGGCGCCCCUUUGGAUUCCCUGGGGCGCGAACUGUGGGACAUUACUUUUGCUGAGUAUCGAGAUAAAUCUUGGCUUGAGGAGCCGAGGACUUUCUCUCAGCUUGAGCAGCUUCUUCCUGAAGGUUGGGUUCCGACUCGCCGCUUCCCUGUGGUACAGCACGACAAGCUGCGACCGAUAGAUGACUUGACAGAGUGUGGCACGAAUGGGGCAUGCAGUACUCUUGACAAGCUUGACCUUCGGGCUUUGGACGAGACGGUCUUUACGGCUAUGCUGAUCAUGCUCGACGAUGGUCGCGUUCUUCGAGGGCGUGUCCAUCCUUACUGGCUGCAGCACGCAGACCGAGCUCGCGUUCUUGUUAAGACGGUGGACCUUAAAUCUGCCUACAAACAACUCGCGCUGCAUCCGGAUGACAGGAGGUUCAGCGUGAUCUCUUUGAAAGAUCCGGCCGAUGACGAGCCUAAAGGUUUCUUGUGUCGGGUGCUACCUUUCGGCAGUAUUGCAAGUGUUGGGCAUUUCAACCGAGUGGCACGGCUGGUGCAAAGGAUUUUCCAUGAGACGAAGCUGCUCGCUGCAAAUUAUUUUGAUGACUAUCCUUUGCUGGAGUUGGCCGAGCUUAGCCAGAACGCUGAUCGUUGCGCCAAGGCAGUUCUUGACCUUUUGGGUUUUACAUGGGCCAAAGACAAGGACGAGGCUUUUUCACCCUGCGCUGAUCUUCUUGGUGUCAGGUUGGCCAUGGCUACUUCGGGUCCUGCUGCUGUCACUCUUUCGAAUAAGCCAUCGCGAGUUGAGGAUCUUCGUGACGCCAUCAACAAGGUGAUUUCGGACGGUGUUUUGAAGCCUCGCGAAGCUGCAUCUGUUGUUGGUCGUCUGCAGUUUGCCGAGACUCAGCUCCUUGGCAGGGCGGGGCGUCUUGCCAUGGCGGAUAUUCGGUGGAUCGAGAGAGCUCAUCAUGAUGUCAAACUCGACGACUUCGACAAGAACGUUCUCCGCAUGCUUGCUUCACGUGUGGCCUCCGGAAGGCCUCGCGUGUUAACUGCUACUACUUCUGCUGCAAGGGCUUUGGUUUUCACCGAUGGCGCCUGCGAAGGUGAGGAAGGCAAUCAGCAACUCACUGUCGGCGGCGUCAUGUACUUUUGGACUGGCAGGGUCUGGUGUACGAGGUGGUUCAGUGGCUUUGUUCCUGGCGAGCUGGCUGGGUCUUGGCGAGCUGCUGGCAAGCGUCACUUGAUAGGCCCGACUGAAUUGUACGCGGUGAUUGUGGCGAGGCAUGUCUGGGGCCGUUUUCUCGAUAAAACUCGGUCCAUGUUCUUUAUCGAUCAUGCUGGAGUUCUCAGCUCGUGCAUUAAAGGGACUUCGCGGGAUUCCGAGUGGAUGAAACUUCUACUGGCUUUCGAGGAGAUUGAUGCACGCGAACCAAGCCUGACUUGGUACGCGAGGGUUCCCUCGCAAUCGAACCCAUCAGACUCGCCUUCUCGAGGCUCUAGUGAUUUUCCUACUUUUGGAUCAGUGACGUGCGAUGAAGCUUCGUGUCCCAUCCUGAAAUGCUCUUUACGCGCAGUGGUCAGUGAGGAUGGCUUAAAGGGGGAUGUCCCCUGA